Messenger RNA from Alternaria arbusti, 927 nucleotides. RefSeq lists its product as uncharacterized. Lineage: Eukaryota; Fungi; Ascomycota; Dothideomycetes; Pleosporales; Pleosporaceae. Gene Ontology annotation, molecular function: metal ion binding. The record is from RefSeq and is a predicted model, not a curated record. The transcript has a single exon. Bases 1 to 927 code for a protein of 308 amino acids.
AUGCCCGCAAGCAACACUCGGUCUCCUCGACUAUCUCAGCAGCUUCCAGCUAUUGUAAACUCACCAGAACCACCUCGUCCAACCCCUACCGCUACUACCGAACGCCCGUCCUCACUCACCGACACCUUCGCCUCUAUCUACCAGAAAGAUGCGCAGCGCCUCGGAUACCGCGUGCCCCACCCAUCUGGCAUCGAGCCCGACCCCUCCAAGAAAGAGUACUGCACACACUGGAUCAAGACUGGGGAAUGUGAUUGGACGGCUAUCGGGUGCAAGUUCAAACACGAAAUGCCCGGCAUCGAGAAGCUCCGUGAACUAGGCUUCAUCAGAGGUAUACCGAAGUGGUGGAAGGAGAAGUCCGCUAUCGGUCCCAGGCCGCCUACUUGGAUGCAGCGAAGGCUAGCGGCGAAUGAUGAUGCAGACCAGGAUGGUGCGAUACCAGAAGCAAGGGUGUUUCCCGACCCUUCGACAUUUCGAACGAGGAAGAGUGAAGAGCGUGAUCUACUUGGUGACGAUGUGCAGCAGCCGCGUGGUAUCUUCAAGAGGAGCCCGUCUCCCAGACCGGCUGCAUUGGGACGAUUGACUCCUCCACCAGCGCCAGCCACGCAACCGAUCCGCCGUGCUAGCCAAGUAUCAGAUCUGCUCAUCGAUCUUGACGAUACCCCUGCCCCUCCACCCAGCCCUGAGUCAUCUCGCAGUUCAGCGGCCAGCUCAAGAUCCAGUGAGGUGCACAUGUCCUCCAGUCGCCCUUCCACCUCGCCACCAUCAUCUCCCAGUAUCGAGUGUAAGACCUCGUCAUCCAUCGAUAGCAGAGUUCCCCCAAAGGCUUCCGUUCUCAAGAAGACAUCAAACAAAGACGCCACCACCCGGCGCCACUCCCAGCUCUCAUGGGCCUCUGAUACCGAAGACGACACCCCCGCUCCCGCCUAG